Cuscuta epithymum is the source of this 2355-nucleotide messenger RNA. The record is from the annotation of a GenBank genome assembly. Lineage: Eukaryota; Viridiplantae; Streptophyta; Magnoliopsida; Solanales; Convolvulaceae.
GUUCUAUUACACACCAACCACCCUAAAUUCCUGAGAUUCACACCCAUGCCACCCUCCAUCACUCCAUCAGUAGUAGUAGUAGUAGACCAGUAGGGCACAAAAAGCUUGGAUCUUUGUGUUCAUUACAGCUUCAAUUUGCCAAAAAUUGCAGAAUCAUCGAAGCCCCCACUGUCUUUUCGAUCCACCUUUUCUACUUCUCGGAGUGAUCACUGGCCAAUAAAGCCCAAGAACUAAUCUUCAAACAACAUUUGACUUUGUCCCAUAAUCAUUAUUUCUUUUCUCUUCACUUUGGGUUCAAAAGCCAUCUGGGUCUGGAAUCUCUUUGCCCAAAUCAUCAUAAACCCUACCAGCUUUGUUAAAAAAAUUAAAUCUUUGGGUUUUCCUAUUUUCUUUUCUUUGAGAUCAAUUGAGUAAGCAACUUCUGCUCAUUCUUGGUUUUGAAUGCAUACAUAGUUUGCUUGAUCUUUGGGAGAUUUUGCUAUAACUCAACUUUUGCUCAUUCGGUGUGCAUAGACCUCAGCAAUGGAUGCCCUGUGUGCUUCUACCAUGAAGGCUAAUGUACACCAAGUUCCAAAUUCAAGGAAGUUUGGCUGUGGGGAUAGUGGAUUUUGGGGUGAGAAGAUCAGGGGAAGCUUUAAACAUAGAGGCAUUAGUGUUAAUAAAUCCGAGAUCCAUGAGAGAAGUUCUAAGAAAGUUAAGCCUGGAGUUACCUACUCUGUGCUGACUCAGGACAUUAACAAACAAUUCCUGUCAUUUGAGACACAGAAUUUUGAAGAUCAGCCAGAGGCUGACCCAAGAAAUGUAGCCUCCAUCAUCCUGGGCGGUGGUGCUGGGACCCGGCUUUUUCCGCUUACAAGAAACCGAGCUAAACCAGCUGUUCCUAUGGGUGGUUGCUACAGGCUUAUUGAUGUACCAAUGAGCAACUGCAUCAACAGUGGGAUCCGGAAAAUCUUCAUCCUUACCCAAUUUAAUUCCUUCUCCCUCAAUCGCCAUAUUGCAAGAACAUACAGCAUCGGAAAUGGAGUCAAUUUCGGCGAUGGAUUUGUGGAGGUUCUAGCUGCCACACAAACGCCAGGAGAAGCGGGGAAAAGGUGGUUUCAAGGCACUGCUGAUGCAGUAAGGCAAAAUAUAUGGGUGCUUGAGGAUUCUAGGAACAAGAGCGUGGAGCAUAUAUUAAUUUUGUCCGGUGAUCAUCUUUACCGGAUGGACUAUAUGGACUUUGUUCGGAAACAUGUUGAAACUGGUGCUGAUAUCACGGUUUCUUGUGUGCCCAUGGAUGACAGCCGUGCUUCAGAUUAUGGGUUGAUGAAAAUUGAUGCAAACGGGCGUAUUGUACAAUUCGCCGAGAAACUUAAAGGGCCUGCUGUCAAAACAAUGAGAGUUGACACAUCCAUCCUAGGGCUUUCUGAUCAAGAGGCUAAGAAAUACCCUUAUAUUGCGUCCAUGGGUGUAUAUGUUUUUAGAACCCAGGUUCUAUUAGAUCUUCUAACGUCACAACACCCUUCAUGCAAUGAUUUUGGCUCAGAAAUCAUCCCUGCUGCAGUCAAGGACCGUAAUGUCCAAGCAUAUUUGUUUAGUGAUUACUGGGAGGACAUUGGGACAGUUAAGUCUUUCUUUGAUGCGAACUUAGCCCUUACCGAGCAGUCUCCUGUGUUUGACUUCAAUGACCCAAAGUCUCCUUUCUACACCUCACCAAGAUUCUUACCUCCUACGAAGGCUGACAAGUGCAAGAUGGUGGAUGCUAUAAUCUCACAUGGUUGCUUCUUGGGGGAGUGUACUCUUAAACACUCCAUAGUCGGUGUACGGUCACGAUUAGAUAAUGGCGUGGAACUUGAGGAUACAAUGAUGAUGGGUUCAGACUACUAUCAGACAGAGGCAGAGAUUGCUUCUCUAUUAGCUGACGGGAAGGUUCCUAUUGGGAUUGGCGCAAACACCAAAAUUAGAAAUUGCAUCAUUGACAAGAAUGCCAAAAUAGGAAAAGACGUGGUUAUUGCAAACAAGGAUGGAGUUGAUGAAGCAGACAGGGCAGAUGAAGGUUUUUACAUUAGGUCCGGGAUCACGAUCAUUCUGAAGAACGCAACUAUCAAGGAUGGGACCAUCAUUUAAGAAAGCCUCACCUAAAAAGUUCAUUUUUCCUUCUCAAACUAUUCUCAAGACUGUCAUUAGGACUUAGGAGUUAGGGGAUGAUAUAUAAAUAAAUAGAUGUGUAGUCCAACUAUCGAUAUAAGUUAAUCUUUUAGUUGAGACAGAACACAUCCUUCAGUUCAGUUCAAUACUCAAAUGAUAGACAUGUUUGUAUAUAUUUCAUAAACAAAGCGAUAGACCCACAAUUAUUUGUUUCUUUAUUAAUCUGUG